Fomitopsis serialis is the source of this 1173-nucleotide messenger RNA. RefSeq lists its product as uncharacterized. The coding region runs from base 7 to 1026 and encodes 339 amino acids. Lineage: Eukaryota; Fungi; Basidiomycota; Agaricomycetes; Polyporales; Fomitopsidaceae. Gene Ontology annotation, molecular function: protein binding. The record is from RefSeq and is a predicted model, not a curated record. The transcript is spliced from 5 exons.
CCAACCAUGGUCCUUCCUCUACCACCCGAGCUCACCGACCGUAUCAUCGACUAUCUGCACAAGGACACCCAUUCUCUUCGUGCAUGUGCUCUUGCUUGUCGCACCUGGUUGCCCGCGGCUCGCUACCAUCGCUUUCGUGUGAUUACAGUCGAGAACUCCGGUGGAGGCAAGUUCACAACAUUUGAAAAGCUCCUAGCUUCUUCGCCGGCCAUAGGCCUCAUCGUGGAAACGCUACGGAUAUCGUUCUCCACCUACAAACGACUCUCUGCUUUGCCCUCGCUUCCGGCCGUCAGCCUGCUCGCCCUUCAUGAUAUCGACUUCGACCAGCUGGCCAUGAGCGAUGUUGCAACUGUCGGCGCUAAGCUCCCUGCCUUGCGCCGGCUGGCCAUCGCACUCAGCAGUCUGCCUUGGGAUGCGCUGGCAGGGCUACUAUCUUCUUUCACUGGUCUCGAAACCCUUUCAAUACUCCAGAUCAAUGGUGUGGGACCCGUGUUGAGCUCCUCUCCCGUCGUCGGGCGUUUAGACACUCUGCACACUCUGCAGUUGCAUGGCAGACCGGGGAACAUUAUGCCUUGGCUCCUCCAAACGCUCGAUCUCAUUCGUGUUUCCCACCCGCGGUUUGUCCAAUGCCUAGUCGACGCUUUUGGUUCGCGUGGUUUGAAACAUCUGAGCCUUGAUCUGUACUGUCCUGAGGCCAGCUGUUACGCGUCGCAAGAUACUGGGCAAACGGACUCGGAUCUGCUAUGGUCCAGCGUACUCAUAUCCCAACUCCACUCUCCUUUCCUCGAAACGAUCACUUUGACGAUAGAUGCCCCACUCUUGGAUCUGGAUGUCCCGUCCAGGCGGUUUGAUACCCUUCGAGCGUUGGAUUGGCCAAACAUUAAUCGCACGCUCGAACGUCUGUUUUCCAAGGAUCUACGGGUGUUCAACAUAUAUGGUCGAGGUCCCAAAGGAUCUUGGAGGCCAGUCUGGAGGAGAGUUGUAGAAUGUGUACGACGAGGAUUAUUCCGUUUGAUAGAAGCAUAGUGCACGGCUCAAUGUGUUGAGUCUUGUGUUGCGCAGCUGUUUGUUUCGUUCGCAGCUGUUUGGUUCUCGUUUCAUCCAAAUCCAUGCUAUCUGGGCAACCCUGGACAUGUUCAUGACGAGCCUCAUCCAAUAUUCUGCUCACACGCG